This is a messenger RNA of Olea europaea var. sylvestris, 427 nucleotides long. RefSeq names its product ATP-dependent DNA helicase PIF4-like. The annotation marks the transcript as partial. The record is from RefSeq and is a predicted model, not a curated record. The transcript has a single exon. Lineage: Eukaryota; Viridiplantae; Streptophyta; Magnoliopsida; Lamiales; Oleaceae. Gene Ontology annotation, molecular function: DNA helicase activity. Gene Ontology annotation, biological process: telomere maintenance; DNA repair.
GUGGGAUAGGAAAGACUUUUUAUAUAGAGCACUCUUGGCUGGUGUCAGAUGUCGACAUUUUAUAGCUUUAGCAACUGCAUCGUCCGGAGUGGCUGCAUCUUUAUUGCCCGGAGGUCGAACUGCUCAUUCAAGAUUUAAAAUCCCUCUAGAAAUGGUAGGUGAAGUCAACUGCUCUAUUAGCAAGCAAUUGGCAUUAGGAACUUUAUUGAAAAUGUGUAGGCUAAUAAUUUGGGAUGAGACACCUAUGGUAAAUCGUUGUGCUGUAGAAUCUGUAGACAAAAUGCUUAGAGACAUCAUUGAUUGUAACUUGCCUUUUGGUGGAAAACUAAUAGUUUUAGGAGGAGAUUUUAGACCGAUUCUACCAGUUGUACCUAAGGGAAACAAAGAAGACAUAUUAAAGGCUAGCAUGAUUUACUCGUAUUUGUGA